AGCCGAUGAAUGUCCCGGAGGUCGAGCGCCAGUAGAUUUGCUAGUACCGAUGAGGGUGAGUAUGUGGUCCUAGACCACCAGAAUAUGCUGUCUGAGGAGCGACUCCGCACGGAAAAGAGUCUCAAGAAUAUUUUUCAGAGGAUAGCUCUGUUCAGGUAUGAUGAUGCGAGGUCUGCAGUGAACCAAGCCUUCGACUCAACUUCCAAACAAAGUGGAAACUCUGCGUUUGGAAGCAGUGUGCUGGGUCAACUCCGUCCGGUUAUCGUGAACCUGAUAGAUAAGGAACGAGACUACGUACAGUCGGACCUCCGGAAGAACAAGUCUCAACUCAUCAAGAACAUUGCCAGCUUCAGCCACAAUAUCACCAGCGGAAGGAACUAUAUUCCUAAUACCGUGGACAGAUUAAAGUCAGAUCUGCGAGCCAUAGCGUCACGUGACGUUGGUAUGACGUCACGUGACGUGAGUAUGACGUCACAGAAUGACGUCACAGCCCUGGUUAGGACUGUUGCAGCGGAACUGGAUAUCUACGUGAACGCUAGAUUCACCAUGUUACACGACCAGAUAAUAACAGAGUUUUGUAAAGACGCAGAGACAGCGGUAAAGACGUCGUUCUGUAGAGACAGUCUCAAAAGUCUGCACACCGUCCGGGAAAUGACUGAUACUAUCAAAUCAGACGCUCUGAGUCCGAUGAAGAACAUGCUAGAAUACGAGACGAACGUUGUGGAGCAACUCUUUUCCUGCUCCCUAGCCCUGGCUCAGUGGGACUUUGUCGGCUCCCUCCUCCACCUCCACAACUACAACCAGACUUACAAGGAGUUUAUAGAGGGUUACAAGGGCAAGGAACGCUCUCUUAUGGGCAAGAAAAUCAUCAAGGAUGAUGAGUUUCCAGAGUUAUACAAAUGGUUCUUCAAACUAUACGAGCUUCUCCUUUCAAAAUACACGCUCUAUUUCUCCAAGACACUCUUUCAGGACAGCAGUAGAAAAGUAAUGCGUAGCUCGACAACGAACAUAGUGGACCACCGGACAAAGCUUAAUGACUUCAGUAAGAAAAGUAAAGCCGCUACAAUAUCUCUGAUCCUGAAUGCUGCUAACUUGGAGCGGCCCUUUAUGGGGCAUGGGUGUAAGCUGUUCAGUGAACAGGCACACAGCAGGGCGCUGUCCCCCGAUGCACUCUCGCAAGACUCGGACAUUAGCUUGGUUAGGUCGUGGGAGAUUGCGUCGAAACACAGUUUCAUAGACAAGUUUGAAGUGAUCUUCCACUACGGAAAUGGAAAGGACGAGACACUGGACGAGGAGACGAAGACGGAGAUUGUACAUCUUUAUUCUGAUGUUUAUCACAAGAAUGGAAAACCUUAUAUUUACGAUACGAAGCGAAACAGGUCGUACUAUUUGCUGUUAUUUGACGAGAAUGUCUUCCUGUCCGUUUCUUACAACACCAAGAAGAGUGAGAGAGACAGCGAGAUUAUUAAGUUCUUGGAGGAUUUCAAAAAUAGUAUGAGUUUAAGUAAGGUUUGAGAUGCACCAGUAUUUAAAUGAAAUCGGUUUUUUUUUAAGUUAGUUUUUGCAUUAAAUGCGGAUCAUUGCUUAAGUUGUGAUAAAUUCAACGAACUCAACAGCAAUUAUUUUAUUUAUACAGAGACUUAGGCAUUUUUUGCUUGUGUGAGUCAGACUAUGAUUAGAUUUUUGACUAUUUGAUUUUACCC
This is a messenger RNA of Bolinopsis microptera, 1703 nucleotides long. RefSeq names its product KICSTOR subunit 2-like. The coding region runs from base 10 to 1515 and encodes 501 amino acids. The record is from RefSeq and is a predicted model, not a curated record. Gene Ontology annotation, cellular component: KICSTOR complex. The transcript is spliced from 11 exons. Gene Ontology annotation, biological process: protein localization to lysosome; cellular response to glucose starvation; negative regulation of TORC1 signaling. NCBI's taxonomy places the organism in Eukaryota, Metazoa, Ctenophora, Tentaculata, Lobata, Bolinopsidae.